Neopelma chrysocephalum (saffron-crested tyrant-manakin) is the source of this 597-nucleotide messenger RNA. RefSeq names its product protein EFR3 homolog B-like. The transcript has 4 exons. Gene Ontology annotation, cellular component: plasma membrane. The annotation marks the transcript as partial. Gene Ontology annotation, biological process: protein localization to plasma membrane. The record is from RefSeq and is a predicted model, not a curated record. NCBI's taxonomy places the organism in Eukaryota, Metazoa, Chordata, Aves, Passeriformes, Pipridae.
CCUCUCCAUGACUUUAUCCCGCAUUUUUCCCGCUUCCAGCUACGUGUGCAUCGCCAUGGAAGCUCUGGAUCAGCUCCUCAUGGCCUGUCACUGCCAGAGCAUCAACCUGUUCGUGGAGAGCUUCCUGAAAAUGGUGGCCAAACUCCUGGAAUCCGAGAAACCCAACCUGCAAAUCCUUGGAACCAACUCCUUUGUGAAGUUUGCCAACAUCGAGGAGGACACCCCGUCCUACCACCGCAGCUACGACUUCUUCGUGUCCCGGUUCAGCGAAAUGUGUCAUUCCAGCCACGAGGAUCCCGACAUCCGAUCCAAGAUCCGGAUGUCCGGGAUCAAGGGCCUGCAGGGGGUGGUGAGGAAGACGGUGAACGACGAACUCCAGGCCAAUAUUUGGGAUCCUCAGCACAUGGAUAAGAUCGUCCCCUCCCUCCUCUUCAACCUCCAGCACGUGGAAGAGGCGGAAAGCCGUUCCCCGUCCCCUCUCCAAGGCACGGAGAAGGAGAAGGAGAGUCCGACGGAGCUGGCCGAGCGCUGCCUCCGGGAAUUGUUGGGAAGAGCCGCCUACGGGAAUAUCAAGAACGCCAUCAAACCCGUCCUCAU